Mesocricetus auratus (golden hamster) is the source of this 4104-nucleotide messenger RNA. It is a transcript of the gene Slc38a10, whose product is annotated as solute carrier family 38 member 10. The transcript is spliced from 17 exons. Gene Ontology annotation, molecular function: amino acid transmembrane transporter activity. Gene Ontology annotation, biological process: amino acid transmembrane transport. The coding region runs from base 275 to 3565 and encodes 1096 amino acids. The record is from RefSeq and is a predicted model, not a curated record. NCBI's taxonomy places the organism in Eukaryota, Metazoa, Chordata, Mammalia, Rodentia, Cricetidae.
AGGCGGAAGUUUGGGUCCCGGAGGCAGUGGAGCGGAGCUGAGGUGUCGCUUACUGCUGCUGGCGCUGCCUGCGGCUCUUCCGGGUCUCUCUCCGCUGCGCUCGCGCGAGGUUGGAGGCGGGAACCGGGAACCAUGGCUGUGAGGCAGCUGCGUAGCCCGGCGGGGUCUGGAGGCUGAACUCGGCGACUCCUGUCCGCGGGGCUCCUCCUCGCUCCGGAGGUUUAGGGUUUUAGCUAGGGUCGCGCCGUCCCGGCCCCCCCAAGACCCUCAAAAAAUGACCGCCGCCUCCACCUCCAAAUGGGGGCUGGUCACGAACGUCGUCAACAGCAUCGUGGGGGUCAGCGUCCUCACCAUGCCUUUCUGCUUCAAGCAGUGUGGCAUCCUCCUGGGAACCCUGCUCUUGGUCUUCUGCUCAUGGAUGACUCACCAGUCGUGCAUGUUCUUGGUGAAGUCGGCCAGCCUGAGCAAGAGGAGAACCUACGCUGGCCUGGCAUUCCACGCCUACGGCAAGGCUGGGAAGAUGCUGGUGGAGACCAGCAUGAUCGGGCUGAUGCUGGGGACCUGCAUUGCCUUCUACGUCGUGAUUGGUGACUUGGGCUCCAACUUCUUUGCUCCGCUGUUAGGAUUACGGGUGACCAACAGCUUCCGAGUGUUCCUGCUCUUCACAGUGUCCCUGUGCAUCGUGCUCCCGCUCAGCCUGCAGAGGAACAUGAUGGCCUCCAUCCAGUCCUUCAGCGCCAUGGCGCUCCUCUUCUACACCGUCUUCAUGUUUGUGAUUGUGCUGUCCUCCCUUAAGCAUGGCCUCUUCAGUGGGCAGUGGCUGCAGCACGUCAGCUAUAUCCGCUGGGAGGGUGUUUUCCGCUGCGUCCCCAUCUUUGGCAUGUCCUUUGCCUGUCAGUCCCAGGUCCUGCCUACCUAUGACAGCCUGGAUGAACCAUCGGUGAAGACCAUGAGUUCCAUAUUUGCCUCCUCCCUCAACGUGGUCACCGCCUUCUACGUCAUGGUGGGGUUUUUCGGCUACGUCAGCUUCACUGAUGCCACUGCGGGCAAUGUGCUGAUACACUUUCCCUCCAACCUGGUGACAGAGAUGAUCCGAGUGGGCUUCGUGAUGUCUGUGGCUGUGGGCUUCCCCAUGAUGAUUCUGCCAUGCAGACAGGCCUUGAACACACUGCUGUUUGAGCAGCAGCAGAAAGAUGGGACCUUUGCUGCAGGAGGCUACAUGCCUCCACUCCGGUUUAAAGUCCUCACCCUCUCGGUGGUGUUUGGAACCAUGGUUGGCGGGAUCAUGAUCCCCAACGUGGAAACCAUCCUUGGCCUCACAGGGGCGACAAUGGGGAGCCUCAUCUGCUUCAUCUGCCCAGCUCUGAUCUAUAAGAAAGCCCACAAGAGCGCCCCCUCAGCCCAGGUGGUGCUCUGGGUCGGCCUGGGCGUCCUGGUGGUCAGCACACUCACUACCCUGUCUGUGAGCGAAGAAGCCCCUCUGGACUUGGCACAGGAAGCAGCUCGAAGUGGCCGGAGAGAUACCGAGGGCGGGAUUAAAGCGGAGGCGGCCCGGCUGUCAGUCCAGGAUCCUGUCAUGGUUGUUGCUGAGAAUAGCCAGGAGAAGCCAAAGCCACCGGAGGACACAGAGGCACUGGAGCAGGCCCAGAUCAAGGGUCCUGUAGAGGUGCCUGGAGGGGAGGCCCCUAAGGAGAAGCAAGAGGCCGCGCAGCUGGACCGCCCCGGUCAGGGCAUUGCUGUCCCCGUGGGCGAGGCCCACCGCCAUGAGCCUCCCGUUCCUCAUGACAAAGUGGUGGUGGAUGAAGGCCAAGACCAGGAAGGGCCAGAGGAGAAAAAGCCACCUCCCAGGCUCACAGCUGAAGGAGACCCUGGGGACAGGGGACAGGUGGCACCACCUGCACCCGAGUCAGAGAGGAAGCAGGAACCUGAGAGGGGGGAGGAAGGGAAGAGACCCGAGCAAGCCCUGGUUGUGAGGGAAGCUGAACAUCCCCAGAAGGUUCCAGAAGCAAAUGGCCAGCCACCUGUCCAGCCCAGGAAGGAAGAGUUGAGACCAGACAAUGGAGAUCUGCAUCCGGUCCCCCAGUCCAGGCUCUCGGUGGCAGGUGAUGGCAAAGAGGCUGCACAGGAGCCUGGAGGGGUCCAGGGGAAGCCGGUGGAAGUUGACCUGGAGAGCCACGAGGGUGGGAAGGCGGAGCUCCCUGCACAAAGGCCAGAGCCUGCAGAGGAGAGGGAGCCGAAGGAGGCUGAGAAACCAGGUGGAGACCAGGCGGGGAGCAAGCUGGAAGCUGAGAUUAAAAAACUAGUAGCAGAAGCCGGGAGGGCAGAGAUGCUGGACCACGCAGUGCUGCUGCAGGUGAUCAAAGAGCAGCAGGUGCAGCAGAAGCGCCUCCUGGACCAGCAGGAGAAGCUGCUGGCCGUGAUCGAGGAGCAGCACAAGGAGAUCCGGCAGCAGCGGCAGGACGGCGAGGACGACAAGGCUAAGCCAGCAGACGUGCAGCCAGAGCCUGGGAUGGCCGUACUCAAAGGACAGGAGGAGGCGGCCCGGGAUGAGCAUGCCGGGGAGACAGUAGAAGGUGGCCCUCCACAGCCUGUGCAGCCUGGGCCUGGAGCUCCUAGGGGUCGCCCUGCUCCACCCCAAGAGAUGGGCCAGCAACCCCUGGAGGAAGCCAAGGCAGAGCCAGGCAGAGACCUUGCUGACCCUCCUGCCGGUGGCUCUGACACAGGGCCCCAAGGGGCCCAGACUAAACUGGGAGAGGACCAGAAGGGCGCUGCACUCAAGGUGGCUGCAGCUAUGAGGGACCUGGUCCCCAGGGACUUGGAACCAGCACCCAAGCCAGACUCUGCUGGGGCACCACCCAAGAGUCCAGAGAAGCAGUUUGCAGAGGAAGGCGCCAGGCAGCACCUAGAUGCCUUUGGUGGAGGCUCCCAAGAAAGGAAGGAAACUGCAAAGGAAGCAAUGGCCAUUGGUGCCGCUAUUCCAAAGGAGCCUGCCCAGUCCUUGGCAGGGGCAGAGGCUGAGGACUCUCGCACGAAGUCCAGGCAAUCAGGACCCACCAUGGUCCCGGCUAGGCCAGCAGAUACAGGCUUCCAGCCCCAGGCCAGGUUUCAGCCAGAGCCCCAGAUCAUCCCUGACAAAGGUCAGGAUUCUCCCCCAGAGGUAAGAAGUGAGGACCCCCGAGGGGUUCGCAUACCUCCUGAGGAGCAGCACAGAGGAAAUGGGGGUGCUGCCAUCGAGGAGCCCGAGAAGAGGCCAGAUCCUGAUUCUGGGCCGAGACUAGCUGUGCCUGGGGCUCAGAAGCAAGAGAAUGCCAAACCCAACCGAGACCUGAAAGUGCAGGCUGGCUCUGACCUGCGGAGGAGACGGCGGGAUCUGGCCUCUCCUCCAGAGCAGGAGCUGGCUCCGAAGGACGGAGUCAUCAUCAACUUUAACUCCCUGCCUAAUGUACAGGUGAAUGAUCUCCGCAGUGCCCUGGACGCCCAGCUCCGUCAGGCUGCGGGGGCUGCGGUACAGGUGGUGCACAGUCGGCAAAUUAGACAGUUGCCUGGAUAUCUAGAGGAAGCGUGAGAGCCAGACAUUGAACAGCAGCUGGUGUUCCCUAGCGACACCCUGAUUGGAGGCCACGCUCUUACGUCCCCAGGGGUUGGCAUCUAAGCCCCUCAUGAUGAGCUGGGAGCGUGUAGCCCCAGACAUCUUGUCACUCUGUGGUAUCACUUGCCGCAAGGCUUUGCCAAGGCACCCACUGGCCCAAGUGUGGUUUGGGCCUUGAGCCAGCCCAGGAAAGGCAGUGCUGGGGUUGGACUCCGCUGCUCUGUGGCAGCGCUUGUCUGUCCAGCACCGACAGAGACAGCAGGGCACAGUCCUCAUCUAACCCGCAGCCUGCCACAGCCGGAUUCCACGCUGACUUGAUUGUCCCAUGUUCUCCAUGUGUGGCAGACCUGCAGUAGGCAUCUGUGUCCCCAUCCCGUCCCGUCACCCCAUCAGGCCCCGGGUUGGGUAUGUCUUGACUUGGGUUGGGGAAGGAGGUACAUGAUCCUCCUGGUUUCCCGUCAUCCACAUUCUUUGAAAUUGAUUAUGAAACACAAAAUAAAACACCACUAACAUUU